Molecule: messenger RNA, 2548 nt
Organism: Ananas comosus (pineapple)
Lineage: Eukaryota; Viridiplantae; Streptophyta; Magnoliopsida; Poales; Bromeliaceae
Product: ATP-dependent zinc metalloprotease FTSH 2, chloroplastic
Exons: 5
Coding region: 141-2225 (694 amino acids)
Biological process (GO): proteolysis
Cellular component (GO): chloroplast thylakoid; membrane
Molecular function (GO): zinc ion binding; ATP binding; ATP hydrolysis activity
Source: RefSeq, a predicted model, not a curated record
CUCUCUCUCUCCACUUCCACACCAAAAAUAUCCACUCUCUUUCUCUCUUUCUCUCUCUAUUUAAACCCCUCUCCCCCAUCCCCACUCUCCUUAGCCACUGCGAACUCCACGCAACAGCAACAACCCGUUGAGAUCGCAAAAUGGCAUCUCCAUCUGUAUGCUUCACUGCAAAUGGGACAUCUAAAUGCUGUGGUAUGCCAAAUUUGACAAAGGAAAUUUAUGGAAAACGUCUAAUUGGUUUAGCUAGGCUUCCUUCACGUAGUCUCGUACAUAGGCGAGUCUCUGCAACUGCAUCCUUGGAGCAUAAGCACCAAAAUGGCAGAAGAAAAUUCUUAAAACUGCUUGGAAACAUCGGACUUGGACUUCCAGCUUUGGCGGGUACAAAAAGUGCUUUUGCGGAUGAACAAGGUGUAUCCUCUUCAAGAAUGUCCUAUUCUAGGUUUCUCGAAUAUCUCGACAAGGAUAGGGUGAAAAAGGUUGAUUUAUUUGAAAAUGGAACCAUCGCAAUUGUAGAAGCCAUUUCUCCUGAGCUGGGUAAUCGCAUACAAAGAGUACGCGUGCAACUCCCUGGUCUAAGUCAGGAGCUUCUUCAAAAGCUAAGAGAGAAGAACAUAGAUUUUGCCGCACAUAAUGCGCAAGAAGACUCAGGCUCUCUUUUAUUCAACUUGAUUGGAAACUUAGCCUUCCCUCUCAUACUUAUCGGAGGAUUGUUUCUAUUAUCGAGAAGAUCAUCUGGUGGGCUUGGUGGACCUGGUGGGCCUGGUUUCCCCCUCGCUUUCGGGCAGUCACGAGCCAAGUUCCAGAUGGAACCCAACACUGGUGUGACAUUCGAUGACGUGGCGGGAGUGGAUGAGGCAAAGCAAGAUUUCAUGGAAGUUGUGGAGUUCUUGAAAAAGCCUGAAAGAUUUACUGCAGUCGGUGCUCGAAUUCCUAAAGGAGUUCUUCUUAUAGGUCCACCAGGAACUGGGAAGACUUUGCUAGCCAAGGCAAUUGCAGGUGAAGCAGGGGUCCCAUUCUUUUCUAUUUCGGGAUCUGAAUUUGUAGAGAUGUUUGUGGGUGUCGGUGCCUCACGUGUCCGCGACCUUUUCAAGAAGGCAAAAGAGAAUGCCCCUUGCAUAGUGUUUGUUGAUGAGAUCGAUGCAGUCGGGAGGCAAAGAGGUACAGGGAUCGGUGGAGGGAAUGAUGAGAGAGAACAGACACUAAAUCAGCUUUUGACUGAGAUGGAUGGGUUCGAAGGAAACACCGGUAUUAUUGUGAUUGCUGCCACUAAUCGCGCUGACAUAUUGGAUUCUGCUUUGUUGAGGCCUGGGCGGUUUGACAGACAGGUGACUGUCGAUGUUCCUGAUGUCCGUGGUCGAACAGAAAUACUGAAGGUGCAUGGAAGCAAUAAAAAGUUUGAUAGUGAUGUUUCUCUUGAUGUCAUAGCAAUGAGAACACCUGGCUUUAGUGGAGCAGACCUUGCAAAUCUAUUGAACGAAGCGGCCAUAUUGGCUGGCCGAAGAGGGAAGACAGCAAUUUCCUCGAAGGAGAUAGAUGACUCCAUUGACAGGAUUGUUGCUGGAAUGGAAGGGACAGUGAUGACUGAUGGGAAAAGCAAAAGUCUUGUGGCUUAUCAUGAAGUUGGACAUGCAAUUUGUGGGACUCUGACUCCGGGCCACGAUGCAGUCCAAAAGGUAACCCUAAUCCCACGUGGCCAAGCACGUGGGCUUACUUGGUUUAUUCCUACCGACGACCCAACUUUGAUCUCCAAGCAGCAACUCUUUGCAAGAAUUGUUGGAGGUCUUGGAGGCAGAGCCGCCGAGGAAGUUAUAUUUGGGGAGCCUGAGGUGACCACUGGCGCUGCAGGUGAUUUGCAACAGAUCACUGGCUUAGCCAAACAGAUGGUGACCACAUUCGGCAUGUCAGAGAUCGGCCCAUGGUCACUGAUGGACUUAUCAGCACAAAGCGGUGACGUCAUCAUGAGAAUGAUGGCGAGGAACUCUAUGUCGGAGAAACUCGCAGAGGACAUCGACGCGGCCGUGAAGAGGAUAUCAGACAAAGCAUACGAGGUUGCUUUGGCUCAUAUUAGGAACAACCGAGAAGCAAUUGAUAAGAUCGUGGAAGUGCUUCUCGAGAAGGAAACUUUGUCGGGCGACGAAUUUAGAGCAAUCCUUUCCGAAUUCGUGGAGAUUCCUGCUGAGAAUAGGGUUCCUCCAGCCACUCCUGCAGCUGCUCUCCCUGCUUAGUUUGCUCACUCAGAAACAAUAUGGAUGGUUGUUGUGAAAUACGGUAAUGUUCAUAUUUGGAUUCGUGUAUUCACUAUUUCUGGAUACGAUGUCGAAUUUUUGAUGUAAAAUCUGUAUAAUAUACUUUUGAUUGAGUGUAGCUACAACUAUCCUUCGGACUUUUGAUCAUCAUAGUAUGAAAAGUUUUAGGCAAAAAGAUUAAUCCUGCUUCUACUUGCUGGAGCUUUUAAUUUGCGGCUUUUAGUAGUUGAUCGUGUAUAUCGAGAUCUUGUAUUAGUGGAAGAUAGUGAUAGUGAUAAAUACGGGAUUAUUCUUUUAAUGAA